Molecule: messenger RNA, 665 nt
Organism: Phyllotreta striolata
Lineage: Eukaryota; Metazoa; Arthropoda; Insecta; Coleoptera; Chrysomelidae
Source: the annotation of a GenBank genome assembly
ACUGCAUUUAUCAUUUUUACAAGUCCUCAGAAAUGAAACUUACCUACGUUUCCAUGAAAACAACCAACAUAAAAACACUUCAAUCACUCGAAACUCAAAAAUUACAAACCCAAUCAAAUUUUCUUUUAAAAUUUCAUCGCACCCAUCCCAUCCGCAAAAUAAUGCCCCUCUAAAAAUGACCAGCCUGUUACCGAAACCCAAACCCCGCGUGAACUGGCUGACGCCGCAGCCUAGCAUCAAGCCCGUAUCGAGCGCCCUCUUCGACGCCCAACAGGUGUUCAACAUCAAGUCGCUGAAGGAGGUCCUGCAGGCGGAGCCGGUCCUCUCCAGGAGGAAGAAGAAGCGCGCCGCGCGCGCCAAACCCCCGCAGGCGGUCACCAGCCUCAUGGAGCGCCGCAACUACCUGCAGCUGCUGAUCAACAACGACAGGCUCGAGAAGAAGGCCUCGCUGAACAGGCCGCCCAAGAAGCGCCCCAUCGUGAUGUACGGCCAAAGGGACAUCGACGACAUCAUCGAGUACACCAAGGCCAGGGAGAACGAAAUCAGGAAGUUCAGGAACAGCGGCCAGGACAAGGAGGUCACCAUCGAAGAGACUGUAUGGAAACGAAUAUACGGAGGAUUUUAAGAGAAAAUUUGUGCUUUCCGAAUAUAUAUUUUUAAGUCAA